Molecule: messenger RNA, 3499 nt
Organism: Rhincodon typus (whale shark)
Lineage: Eukaryota; Metazoa; Chordata; Chondrichthyes; Orectolobiformes; Rhincodontidae
Product: testis-specific serine/threonine-protein kinase 1-like
Exons: 1
Coding region: 2030-3499 (489 amino acids)
Biological process (GO): microtubule cytoskeleton organization; intracellular signal transduction; protein phosphorylation
Cellular component (GO): cytoplasm
Molecular function (GO): protein serine/threonine kinase activity; tau-protein kinase activity; ATP binding
Source: RefSeq, a predicted model, not a curated record
AGCAAUAAAAAUAAUUGUUUAUUGUAACACUCUUAACUUUAACAAGAACAGCAUAAGGACAAGGUAUCUAAUGUACGUAUAUCAAACUUGAACUUCUUUAAAAGCCACAUGCACAAACAAAGGAAAACAAAAACAGACCAAACACAACUAUUAAGUGGAGGGGGAAAAUAGUCAGGAGAACAGAGUUCUGUAUCACCAGUCCAAAAUCCAAAACUAGAUGAGUUAGUUUCACAAUGCUUUUUCUUUCUUGCAUGAUGCCUCAACCUGAUCUACACAGUGAUGAUCAGAUUUUAGUUCACUGGUUGCUUGGUUGAACUUGGGGUCUUUCUGGUUCUCUUUAGGUUUUAUAAUUUAUUUCUUUAAGCAUGUCUGAAUGUAUUUUCUUCUGCUUGUUUGACAGAAAAUUGGAGGGAGCAAUUUUACAGAGAGAAGAGAAAUAAAUUGCUACAACUAACUUCUGGAGGUCUUCUUACUUCUCUCAGUUUCACUCUCCUCACAGAGUUUGUGUUACGCUGCAUCCUGACCAAUUAGAGGGUUGUUGCCAUGUUGAGCUUUCCAGAACUCAUAACAAAUGCUGCCAGAUUGUCCGGUCUCAAUGGUCUCAAAGAGUAACAUUACUUCAUAUGUCCCAUUUAGUUUCACUCAUUUUUCCAAAACGAUGAACAACUCCAUGUACCCUCUCACCUUUUAAAGGGAGCGUCCAAUUUUUUUUCUCAUUUUCAGUCUAUUGUCUAAAAAUAUGCUGCCUCCUGCAAGGAUCUCACUAGAUCUGAUUUGACAGGUGGUGGUGAUGUGGUGUGGGACCUAUUUGGAAAGGAAUCAUAGUUUGAGAGGUCACUGGAUCAUCAAGAGCACUAUGUUUCUUCAGUGUAAAUGAGCUUCUUCUGUACAACCACAGCAGCGCUGACAACAAUCCAGUAGUGAUAAACAGAGAUUGAACCGGCCUUGAUGGGCCAACAGUGAAUAUGGAUUAAAUCAGGUGAAAAUCGAUGAUUCAGUUAACUUUGUCUCUGUUGCUUUUGAUGUGUAAGGAGGUCACAAAGAUUGCAGAGAUAUUUAACCAGUACCCUCAGGUACACCUUCAAAUUUCUCAAACCCAUUCCAACACAAUUCUUAGCUCCAAAGGGUUUACGCUCAUAUCUUUUCUACCCCAGCUUCUAAUGCUGAACUCCAGAAAUGCCUUUCACAGUGAGAGCUAUUCCUGCUCAUUCUCCUUCCAGUGCAAGCUCAGUCUCAUUUCAAAUCUUCACCAAUUUGGUCUUUCAAGCAGAGCUUGAGUUCCCAAUUGCAUUCCUGCACAGUGAACCACAGACUUUUGCUUUUAAGCUGCCAUUUCUUUGGAAUCCUAGCAAGCAACCAGCGUCUGAGAGUUUCAGGGUAUCUUUGAAAUUCUUCUCCCCCUUCUAAGCCUAUCUCCAUGACAACGUGAAUCACACAGCCUUUGUAACCAGGGAGAAAUGCUGAUUGAUGAGAUCUCAACUCUCUUUUAAACACUGUAAAGCCUAGCGGUUUACAAUGUAAACACUUCCCUGGAACUUAGCAGAUGAUGAGUAAACACAAUUGCUGCUGCUGACAUUGGAUCCCAAUGUGAACACCUUGCACCUUCUUUUCAGCAAAACAACAUGGGCCUCUCUUUAAUCUAUGAUGGCCACAUCAUCAAGGUAUGUUGUUAUGCAGACUUCAGAACAGGUCACCUAACCUCUUCAUUUUAAAGGCAUAGUCCCAAAACGUAGUAUAACAAAAUCUUGCAUUUGUAGCAUCCUGCAGUCAUAUUAUGAUCAUUGUGCCAUCAUCUUUAUGUCACAACGCAAACAUUCUUUUUAGAUCCAUCACAACCACAGUUACCAGAUCCAAGACAGUGACUUUACUAAAGUUACUGUUCGUGAAAAUAAGUCUCUUUCAGGACUGAAAGGGUACACAGAACACUUGUAUGCUGUGCAGAAGUGCCUAUGAGCCUAUUUCCAUGGAGUUUGUGAGUAGGUAAGAGGUAGGAAGGGAGUGUGCACUCACAUAUUGAUGUCACAGCACCAUGGAUGAUGGGGUAGUCCUGAAAAAACGGGGCUACACUUUAGGUGUCAACCUGGGGGAGGGGUCAUAUGCCAAAGUCAAGUCUGCCUACUCUGACCGGCUGAAGACUAAUGUGGCCGUUAAAAUCAUCGACAGGAGGAAGGCCCCCGCUGAUUUCCUGGAGAAAUUUCUGCCCCGUGAGUUGGAAAUCUUGGCUAUGCUCAAUCACCGCUACAUCGUAAAAACCUUUGAGAUUUUUGAGACUUCAGAUGGAAAGGUUUACAUUAUAAUGGAGUUGGGUGUUCAGGGAGAUUUACUGGAGUUCAUUAAAACAAGGGGGGCUUUACCUGAGGAGGUAUCACGUAAGAUGUUCCGUCAGUUGGCACUGGCUGUCAAGCACUGUCAUGAGCUAGGUGUAGUCCACCGGGAUUUAAAGUGCGAGAAUCUCCUUCUAGAUAAGGACUUCAACGUCAAGCUCUCAGACUUUGGUUUUGCCAAGCGAUGCAGUACAGAUGAUCAGGGACGACCCUUGCUCAGCAAAACCUUUUGUGGCUCUGCAGCAUAUGCAGCUCCUGAAGUCCUGCAGGGCAUUCCUUACCAGCCCAAAGUGUAUGAUGUUUGGAGCCUUGGGGUAAUCCUUUUCAUCAUGGUGUGUGGAUCGAUGCCGUACGAUGACUCCAACAUCAAAAGGAUGCUUAGGAUUCAGAAAGAGCAUAGGGUGGAUUUUCCCCGUUCAAAGGUGGUUCCUGCAGACUGCAAGGAACUGAUCUAUCGUAUGCUCCACCCUGACACGAGCAAACGGCUCACCAUUGAAGAGGUCCUGGAACAUCCUUGGCUCUUUACUGCCAAAAUCAAAGAAACAACUUCAACCAAAAAAGUGGAACAAAGCACAGAGAAGAAAGACGAGAAGAGAGACGAGAAGCAUGGCCACACCAAGGACGACCGACAUGAAGGAAAAACAGAGCAGAAGCGAGAUGCAAAAUACCAGUGGGAAAUUGAAACAGGCCAUGAAUGGGUGGACAUGAAACAUGAGGCAAAACAUGAGUGGAUGAACAUGAAGCGGGACAAAGCAGAUGGCAAGCAUGAAGCUGAGCAUAAAGACGAGACCAGGAAUGAGGGGAAAUCCGAUUUCAAGGGCAGCAUCUCACCUCAGGAAGCAAGGGACACAAAGCACCAUUCCAAAGUACCAAGAUCUGACCACAGGAGUGGAACCAAGACUGGUUCAAGGGUGGAAAAGUCUCUAAAUCAAGAUGCCAGAACCGACCCUGAAACUGACAGCAGACUGGAACCAAGAACAGAUACAAAGGGCAGCAGGCGCAAAUCGAGAAGCUUGAGACUAACUGAUGAGGAUCAUCCUGAUGACAGCGAGGUCUAUCCUGACCAGGAGAGCUUCAUUGAAGCACAGAGCAAGGCAGAGCUGAAAAAAGUUAGUUCCAGAAAGUCAAAAUCUAUCGAAAAACGGGGCAAACAUUCGAGCAAAUCUCGCACCUAG